AUGGGGGAUGCGCAUUGGAGAAAAUAUGAUUAUCAGUCCACCUCUUAUCCCGAUAUCGCUGACAUGAAACAUUCCGGCGAUGUGAUGGAUCAUAUCGCGUUGCGAUUUCGAGCGUUAAUUGAUGAUCACAUUUCGUCAUCACAAUCAAUGAAAGGUCAUCAUCGUAUCACGGCAAAUCUGGCGAAUCUUCCGGAAAAUGUGACGAAACUUUACUUUAUUCUUUCCUCGUGGAAUUCACCCAACAUUGGACAUUUUCCGAACCCAAGUUUUAGAAUGUAUGAUACCACAACACCUCACAUAAAUCUGUGCACCUACACAAUUCAAUCGGCUGCGAAUUCGCAGGCUGUCAUAAUGUGUUGUGUUGGUAAAAAUAGUCUUGACGGUACCUGGGCUGUCUAUGAGAUCGGAAGAUUAUCAAAUGGCAAUGCUAAAAAUUAUGCGCCCAUCGAAUACACCAUUGGAACUUUAGAUCAAUAUUUUGCAAACUAA
Messenger RNA from Acaulospora colombiana, 489 nucleotides. NCBI's taxonomy places the organism in Eukaryota, Fungi, Glomeromycota, Glomeromycetes, Diversisporales, Acaulosporaceae. The record is from the annotation of a GenBank genome assembly.